AGCCUGCAUUCACUGGUCAAGAUUCAUGAAAAGCUGCACUACUACGAGAAGCAGAGCCCCGCCCCUGUCCUCCACAGCACAGCAGCCUUGGCAGAUGAUCUGGCCGAAGAGCUUCAGACCAAGCCAUUAAGUGGUGAGAUCAGAGAGCUGUUGAAACUGCUGUCCAAACCCAACGUAAAGGCUUUGCUUUCCGUGCACGACACUGUGGCGCAGAAGAAUUAUGACCCCGUAUUGCCUCCGAUGCCUGACGAUAUUGAUGAUGAUGAAGACUCAGUAAAAACCAUCCGUCUCGUCAAAAACAGAGAACCACUGGGAGCUACCAUCAAGAAGGAUGAGCAUACCGGUACCAUCAUUGUGGCUAGAAUCAUGAGAGGUGGCGCUGCAGACAGAAGCGGUCUUAUUCACUUCGGUGAUGAACUUCGGGAAGUGAAUGGGAUCCCAGUAGAGGAUAAAAGGCCGGAGGAAAUAAAACAGAUUUUGGCUCAGUCUCAGGGGGCAAUCACAUUUAAGAUUAUACCCAACAUCAAAGAGGAGACCCCAUCUAAAGAAGGCAAGGUGUUCAUCAAAGCCCUCUUCGACUAUGAUCCUACUGAGGACAGAGAAAUUCCAUGUAGAGAAGCUGGGCUUGCUUUCAAGAAAGGAGACAUCCUUCAGAUUAUGAGCCAGGAUGAUGCAACCUGGUAGCAGGGGAAGCAUGAAGGGGAUACCAACCCCAGGGCAGGCCUGAUUCCCUCCAAGCAUUUCCAGGAAAGGAGAUUGGCCGUGAGACGACCAGCAAUAUUAGUGCAGCCCUUGAAAGUUUCCAACAGGAAAUCAUCUGGUUUUCGAAGAAGCUUCUGUCUUAGUAGGAAAGAUAAGAAGACCAAUAAGUCCAUGGAUGAAUGCAAGAAGAGUGAGCAGUAUGACACAGCUGAUGUGCCCACCUACGAGGAAGUGAGCCCGUACCAGCGGCAGACCAAUGAGAAAUACAGACUUGUGGUCUUGGUUGGCCCUGUAGGAGUAGGGUUGAAUGAACUGAAACCAAAGCUGCUGAUCAGCGACACACAACACUACGGCGUGACCGUGCCACACACAACCAGGGCCCAAAGAAGCCAGGAGAGUGAUGGCGUGGAAUAUAUUUUCAUUUCCAAGCACUUGUUUGAGACAGACGUGCAAAAUAACAAGUUCAUUGAAUAUGGUGAAUAUAAAAACAACUACUACGGCACCAGCAUUGACUCGGUUCAGUCUGUACUUGCUAGAAACAAAGUCUGUCUAUUGGAUGUUCAGCUUCACACAGUGAAGCAUUUAAGAACACUAGAAUUUAAGCCUUUUGUGAUAUUUAUAAAGCCUCCAUCAAUAGAACGUCUGAGAGAGACAAGAAAAAACGCCAAGAUGAUUUCAAGCAAAGACGACCAAGGAGCGGCCAAACCCUUCACAGAAGAAGACUUUCAAGAAAUGAUCCAGUCUGCACAGAUCAUGGAAAACCAGUAUGGCCACCUUUUUGACAAGACCAUUGUAAACGAUGAUUCCACCAUGGCCUUCCAUGAGCUGAAGACGACGUUUGACAGAUUGGAAACUGAUGCCCACUGGGCAGUGAGCUGGCUGCAUUCGUGA
Messenger RNA from Echinops telfairi (small Madagascar hedgehog), 1593 nucleotides. Its product is annotated as MAGUK p55 subfamily member 7-like. NCBI's taxonomy places the organism in Eukaryota, Metazoa, Chordata, Mammalia, Afrosoricida, Tenrecidae. The record is from RefSeq and is a predicted model, not a curated record. Gene Ontology annotation, molecular function: protein binding. Gene Ontology annotation, biological process: protein localization to adherens junction. Gene Ontology annotation, cellular component: cell-cell junction; plasma membrane.